This is a messenger RNA of Fusarium falciforme, 1530 nucleotides long. RefSeq lists its product as hypothetical. Bases 1 to 1530 code for a protein of 509 amino acids. The record is from RefSeq and is a predicted model, not a curated record. The transcript is spliced from 3 exons. NCBI's taxonomy places the organism in Eukaryota, Fungi, Ascomycota, Sordariomycetes, Hypocreales, Nectriaceae.
AUGCGCGACGAUGAGAGAUAUCCCACAGUGGUCGAUCCACCUCCGGAUCACUCCCUACCAGAAGUGGUCACUGGUACUCAUGUCGACCCUCAUGGGCGCGACAAGGUCGUGAGCGACAUACAAGACCCCGGGAUGAUUCCAACAUAUGAUGACGCGCAGAAGGAGGUUGCCGGAGGAGAAAAGGACACCAAAGACAUGGCUGGGGCUGCCGGUGUAGGAACCAGGGGCGGAGAGGCAGCAGACUCUAUCGACAAAGGCCCUCGCAGAAUCUUUGGCAUGAAGAGGCGCAAGUUUUUGAUUGUGCUUGCUGCAGUCAUGUUCAUGUUGGUUGCCGCCACCGUCGGUGGUACAGUAGGCGGCAUCCACGCCAACAAGAGCGAUGACAACGGCAAGGAGGACGGAGGUGGUGGAGGAGGAGGGGAGGGAGAUGGAGGAGACGACAAUGACGAUUCAACACCGACUACUACAGAUACUGGCCCUGUCCCUCGAAAGACAGGCCCAAUUGAUGCCGACGAGCGCUUCCUGGCAGCCGUUGUCGCGGCAGACGACGACGACGAGAACUUUCAGGUCUUUUACAACGACCUCAACACAACAAACAUUCUCUACCGCCGCAUGCACGACGACGAUGGAGGCGCCGAGCACACUCUUGACCUGGAUAUCGAGCCCAACUAUGGCACGCCUCUUGCGGCUACUCUCAGACUCGCUUCAUCUAUCAUGACUACUCAGCUGUUUUACGUGACGACAGAAGACAAUGAGACGCAGAUCGCACAAGUUACUCUCAACUGCGGAAACCUCAAUGCUGACGAUGAUGAUGGGGACGAUGACAACGACGAUGACGGCGACGAUGAUGAUGAUAAUCAAGCUGGUGGAACUGCGAACAGCGGCACAGCAGCCUGCGCAGUCACAUCCAACUCCAUCAUCUCGACAAACCUCACCAACGGCGUCCACCCAGACUCCAAGCUGGCAGCGCUACGUCUGGGCAACGACUCGACCCGUGUCUAUUUCCAAGCCAGCGGGACAAACAUCUGGGCCCUCAACGGCGACGACGCUGACGCUGAAGGAUGGGUUGGCUCUAACCUUAUGGGCGGUGUCCGGCCUGGCUCCUCUAUUGCGGCGACGAGGUCUAAUGCGACCGAUAUACACGUCUUCUUUGUUGCUAACUCGACUGGAUGGAUGCGGACAUUCAACUAUACCGAUGUCCUCGGCUCCGAUGAUUCUCAAGUCGUUGAUGACCAGCCUGGCUCCUCCUGGCGAGCAUCAGCAUUCUUCGACGCAACCUAUAUCCCGUCCCUAAACUCGUACCGCGUCUUCUACACGAAUCCUUCAUCCGGGUCUAUCAUAUCGUACUUUCGAAGCGGCGCCCAAGCAGAUUGGAGUUCAAACAGUGACAAUGCAUGGGGUCGUCCAGCAAGUGGCAUCACGGCCGUAGGAUGGCAGGACAAUGUUCGCCUGUUCUACUACCAGAGCGGUAGGUUGACCAUGUCGGCCAACGACGGCGAUGAUUGGGAGGACGCAGAACCAGUGGCAUGA